UGCUUGGAGGCUGACAUAACUGAGAUCAUGGCAUUUGACGGUACUUGGAAGGUAGACCGCAGUGAGAACUAUGACAAGUUCAUGGACAAAAUGGGUGUUAAUAUGGUAAAGAGGAAGCUUGCAGCUCAUGACAAUUUGAAACUGAUAAUUACACAAGAAGGAAAUAAAUUCACAGUCAAAGAAUCAAGUACUUUUCGAAACAUUGAAAUUAUUUUUGAACUUGGUGUCACUUUUCAUUAUAGCCUAGCGGACGGAACUGAACUCACUGGGACCUGGAGCCUUGAGGGACACAAACUUGUUGGAAAAUUCACACGAGUAGACAAUGGAAAUGCACUGAAUGCUGUCCGAGAAAUUAUAGGUGAUGAACUAGUCCAGACUUACACGUAUGAGGGAGUAGAAGCCAAGAGGAUCUUUAAAAAGAAUUGAGCAUUAUUCUUGGAGCACAGCCCAGAAUACAAAUUGGAUGGAAAUUCUGUAUUGUACCAGAACUGUUUUUCUCUCCCCAUCAAGUAUAAGGUUGCUGACAGAUUAGUCCUUUAUAUAAACAUUGGAAUACUUCCUUUCUUACCAAAGUAAAAGAAGUAAAAGCUAAUUAAAAUUUAAUAUGUUUUACAUUCUCUAAAACAUACAUUUAUUGGUGUUAUAAAAUAAUUUGCAACAUUUUUAAAAACAGUAAAAUAAAUAUUGUUGCCAUAUUGCUU
Molecule: messenger RNA, 701 nt
Organism: Carlito syrichta (Philippine tarsier)
Lineage: Eukaryota; Metazoa; Chordata; Mammalia; Primates; Tarsiidae
Gene: FABP2
Product: fatty acid binding protein 2
Exons: 4
Coding region: 28-426 (132 amino acids)
Biological process (GO): fatty acid transport
Cellular component (GO): cytosol; nucleus
Molecular function (GO): fatty acid binding
Source: RefSeq, a predicted model, not a curated record